Rhodotorula toruloides NP11 is the source of this 2559-nucleotide messenger RNA. Its product is annotated as cell cycle control protein, Cwf22. The record is from RefSeq and is a predicted model, not a curated record. Gene Ontology annotation, biological process: mRNA splicing, via spliceosome. Gene Ontology annotation, cellular component: catalytic step 2 spliceosome. The transcript has 5 exons. Gene Ontology annotation, molecular function: RNA binding; protein binding. NCBI's taxonomy places the organism in Eukaryota, Fungi, Basidiomycota, Microbotryomycetes, Sporidiobolales, Sporidiobolaceae. Bases 1 to 2559 code for a protein of 852 amino acids.
AUGUCGAGGGAUCCUUCGCCACGCAGGGAACGCUCGGCGUCGCCCGCAGACAGCCCGCGCGUGUCGCCUGAGUCCCGCUCGCCUUCACCACCCGCCCGCCGUGUCCGCCCGUCCUCGCCUGGUCCUGCCGGCCGCGAUGGCGCCCCCUCUCUCCCCCGCCUCCAGGAUGUCGACCCUGUCCGCCUGAGGGAGCGCGAACGCCAGAUGCGCGCCAUGCAAGAGGCCGAGGGCUCUCGCGCACCUAUCUCAAUCAAGCCAAAGGUCGACCCGGCUGCCGAGGUCAAGAAGAUGGCCUUGACGAGGGGCGGAGGGACCUACAUCCCGCCGCACAGGCUGCGCGCGAUGAUGGCCGAGCAGGCACAGGACGACCAGGAGGGCGAGGACUACCAGCGGCUGACGUGGGAGGCGCUCAGGAAGAGUAUCAACGGUCUCAUCAACAAGGUCAACACGGCCAACAUCAAGCUCAUCGUGCCGCAGCUGUUCGGCGAGAACCUGAUCCGCGGAAAGGGUCUCUUUGUCCGAUCCGUCAUGCGCGCCCAGGCUUCCUCCCUCCCCUUCACCCCCAUCUUCGCCUCCCUCGUCGCCAUCAUCAACACCAAACUUCCGCAAGUCGGCGAGCUCCUUCUCCACCGCCUCAUCCACCAGUUCCGCCGCAGCUACACGCGAAACGACAAGCCGACCAUGACCGCAACGACCACCUUCCUCGCCCACCUCGUCAACCAGCAGGUCGCGCACGAGGUCCUCGCGCUCCAGAUGCUCGUCCUCCUGCUCGAGCGGCCGACAGACGACUCGGUCGAGAUUGCCGUCUCGUUCAUGCGCGAAGUCGGCGCCUUCCUGGCCGAACAUUCGGCCCGCGCCAACAACGGCAUCUUCGACCGCUUCCGCACGAUCCUGAACGAGAGCGGGAUUGACAAGCGAGUGCAGUACAUGGUCGAGGUACUCUUUCAGGUCCGCAAGGACAAGUACAAGGACAACCCUAUCAUCCCCGAAGGGCUUGACCUUGUCGAGGAGGAGGACAUGAUCACCCACCGCAUCUCGCUCGACGACGAGGUUACGGUGCAGGAGACCCUGAACAUCUUCAAGUUCGAUCCGAACUUCAAGGAGAACGAAGAGGCGUACGCCGAGAUCAAGCGCGAGAUUCUCGGCGACUCGGACGACGAGGAAGGCUCGGGCGACGAGGGCGACACGGAGGAGGGCAGUGACGAGGAAAGCGAGAUUGACGACGGCAUCAAGGCGGACGGCACGGUCGACGUGCACGACCAGACGGGCGCCAACCUCGUCAACCUUCGUCGGACGAUCUACCUGACCAUCAUGUCGGCGCUCGACUUCGAGGAGGCGACGCACAAGCUGCUCAAGCUGGAUAUUGCGCCUGGCCAGGAGGUCGAGCUGUGCAACAUGGUCAUCGAGUGUUGCUCGCAGGAGCGGACGUUCAGCAAGUUCUACGGCCUGAUGGGCGAGCGGUUCUGCAAGAUCAACCAGGUGUGGGCGACGGCGUACGAGCAGUGCUUCGUCAACUACUAUGCCACGAUCCACCGCUACGAGACGAACCGCCUGCGCAACAUCGCCCGCUUCUUCGGCCACCUCCUGAUGACGGACGCCAUGUCGUGGACGGUUCUCGAGGCGGUCAAAAUGAACGAGGACGACACGACGUCGUCGUCGCGUAUCUUCGUCAAGAUCCUGUUUCAGGAAAUGCUCGAGGGCAUGGGUCUCAAGCGCCUCGUCGACCGGUUCAAGGACGAGUCGCUCCAGCCGUACCUCGGCAACGUCUUCCCGAUCGACAACCCGAAGAACACGCGCUUCUCGAUCAACUUCUUCACCGCCAUCGGCCUCGGCGCCAUCACCGAGAACAUGCGCGAGCACCUCAAGAAGAUGCCAGCGCUCCUCCUCGAGCAGCAGCGCCGCGCACAGGUCACGGGCGGCGGAGCAUCGUCUUCCUCCGACUCGGACUCGUCGUCCUCUCUCUCGUCCUCGUCCCUCUCCGAAUCCUCCGACUACUCCUCGGACGACUCGCGCUACCCCCGCCGCAAGUCCUCCCGGCGCUCUCCCUCUCCCCGCCGCGGCCGAUCCCGCUCCCGCUCCUACGACAGCCGCGACCGCUCGCGCGCGAGGUCGUACGACAGUCGCAGCCGCUCACGGUCUCGCACGCCCUCCCGUUCUCCUCCCCCUCUUCGCCGUGGCGGCAGGGACCGCAGCCCUUCGGACUCGCGCUCCCCUCCGCCUCGCAGCACUCGCCGCCGCUCUCCCUCGUACUCCCGCUCUCCUCCUCCCCGUCGCCGCGGUGACUCGCCUCCAAGGCGGCGCGACCAGUCUCCGACGCCACCUCCGCGUGACUCGGCGCCGAAGCGCGACUUCCGUCACCCUGACCGGCGCUUCGACGACGAUGACCGGCGGGAUGGGCCCAGCGGUGGCGGCGGAGGCGGUGGAAGGGAUUUCAGGCAUCCGGAUAGGCGGUUCGAUGGACCUCCGGCUCCGCCCCGUGGUGGCGGCGUCGGGUACGGUCCUCGAGCUGGUGCAGGCGGAGGACGUGAGCGGGACGGAGGAUGGGGAGCAAGGCGGUGA